AUGGGCUCGGUUGACAGCAAUAGGUUCGCCCCAAUCACGUUCGACUCAGCGCGCGCCUCCUGCUCCACAGCCGCCGACAACUGCUCCCCUCCCCCCACAUCUUCAGCUACCACGUUCAUGCCGAAAACUCACGCUCCUGUGCACCAGGAGUGUAGCGGUGCAAGGAGUUCUACCAGUGGCGACAAAGAGAGCAACGGCGUACGAAGCAGUACGACCAGUGGUGUUGGUAGCGGCAGCGACGCGGAUAGCAGCGUCGCGGGGAGCAGCGUGGUUGAAAGCACGAGGGGAGGGGAGGUAAAGAAGGAGACAAAAAUAGAUAAGAAACAACCUCCUCCCGUGCCGGCCAGAGUCACUGCUUGUAUAACGGAGGAGACGGUGACUCGCAAAGUGAAACGUCGUUCGCGGAGGUCGAGCUCGGCGCAACAAGCGCGGUGA
Arctia plantaginis is the source of this 435-nucleotide messenger RNA. NCBI's taxonomy places the organism in Eukaryota, Metazoa, Arthropoda, Insecta, Lepidoptera, Erebidae. The record is from the annotation of a GenBank genome assembly.